AUGGACGAGAAGACGCAGCUGUUGCGCUCCGACAGCAUUAAUCGGCAGUUUGCAGCGAUUCUCGCUGAUGCCCAAAAGCAGUAUGCUGAUUCUACAGGUCUUGACCUCAAAGACUAUAUGACACCACCGAUGCGGACGACGGAGGACCUUCUGAACGUUAUCAACCGGCAGAAUGAGCAGUUCACGAGUUUUCGUGAGAAGCGCCAAACUCUUUUUCAGUGUCUUUCAGCUGCAUGUAAGCCUCUGGAAGUCGUUGGCGAAGCUCUGGCAGGCGCAUCGGAGGAGAUCUUUCCUCCGGGCCAGACGAUAUUCGCAGCGGUUAUGUAUCUGGUGAAUGCUGCCAAGGACGUUUCAGCAUGCUAUGAUUCGAUCAUAGAUCUGUUCGAUCAGAUGCAAGACUUCACCAUCAGACUUAAGUUUUAUGUGUCUCAAAGAAUGUCCAACGAGCUACAUGAAAAAGUCGUCAAAAUUCUGGUCACUAUCUUUGAGAUUUUCAUCAUCGCAGCGCACGAAGUCAAGAGCGGUCGGUUGAAGUCGUAUUUCAAGCGGUUGUUCGGGAAGGAGAGCAAAGUUCCUGAUUCUAUGAAAAAGCUUGCUACUCUUACUGAGGGAGAGGAACGACUCGUUAUCGCAGAAACCAGUGCUGGUGUCAAACGGUCACUCUCAAACCAAGAUCGCUUGCUCGAAAUGAUGUCGAGAGUUGACGUAAAUGUCCAGACACUGCGUGUAGAAACUCGUACAACCCAGACGAGAGAGCAGGCGCUCUCAUCCAACCGAGACAAGCUCAAAGGUAUUUUGCAGCCCUCAGUUUAUCCAGAAGACACACUUCUGUCUCUGAACAGAACCAGGACACCUGGUACCUGUGACUGGAUUCUGGAAGACCCUUCCAUGAAGGCCUGGUUCGCUGGCGAUAUUCGAUUCCUUUGGGUUUCAGGAAAUCCCGGUACAGGAAAGUCCUACUUGACCUCCCGUCUUGUUUCUUGGGGUCAAGAAGUACUAAACGAUCAAGAAACGACCAGUAUGAUUGGUUAUUUCUUUUUCCGCCAGAACAACCCAGAAAGUCGCUCAAUGAUUCAAGCUCUAAGAGAUAUGGCAUACCAAAUUAGUGAACAGGAUGUUUUUUACGGCAAACAACUUAUUCGUGAGGUGUCCACUAGCGAUGAGAUUAAGACCGUCUCGAGCGCAUUCAGAAAAUUGCUUGUUGAGCCAUGCGUGCUAGACAAGUGGAAACGACACAUUUAUGUGUUGAUGGAUGGUCUGGAUGAGGCUGACCCGCGAGAAGUCAAAGAGUUUCUCGCGAUGCUGGACGAUUUAAAUCAACAAUCUGCAGAAGGAACAAGAGUCCAGGUCGCCCUGAUUGGGCGCCCUAGUCUGUCCGAUGACAUCCUAGAUUACCUCGGAAACGACUCCACCGGAGGUCAGCAACUUCGAACAAUACACGUCACACCUGAUCGAAACAGCUCUGAUAUUGUAUCUUACAUUGUCGAAGGCGUCAAUUCCGCACGAGUUCUACGAGGCUCUACAGAAGACUUUAAACAGGGAGUUAUUGAAGCCAUGGUUAAGCAAGUUGAUGGACUCUUCAUUCUUGCCAAAUUCAUGCUGGCAGAACUGAACAGAAUACGUCACCCCAGAAGAAUCAUCGAGAGUCUUCAAUCUUAUCCUAAGGAAAUCAACGGCAUGUUGAAGAAAGCAGUGCUAGGGUUUAGCUCAUCCAUCACGCAAGAAGAGGCAGACGACCUAAACGAAAUUCUCAUCUGGGUUUCGGUCGCCGAGAUGGGUCUCACGCUCGAGCAAAUUGAGGCUGUUUUGGCGCUCAAAAUGGGCGACGCACCAUUUGGACUAGAGGAAUCAUUGAGAGGACAAUUCUCAUGUUUUUUCACGCUAGAGCGAGAGGAUGGACUGUCAACAGCGGAUUUGGCUGAUCGGCAUGACAUGCAUCGUCGCCUAUCUCAUAUUGAUCUGGAUAUUACCAAGCGAGCAAGCCCUGACUUCCUGGAAACCGACAGAGAUAUUGAGUAUUUCUCAAACAAGAGCACAACAUACGUUACCUUCUUCCACAUGUCGGUCAAGGAGUUCUUUCGAGAAGACAUUUCGACCGAUCUGAAGGCUGACUCGCAGUCGCCUUCUAUCGGUUUUCGACUUGCUGAUGCCAGGUUACAUGUCCUGAAAGCUUGUCUGCGCAUUUUUACUGACCCGACCUAUCUCACCCUGGGUCAAGAAGGACUGUCUCUACAGCGGUACGCCGCCUGGUACUGGCCUGAGCAUCUCGGAGAUGUCAAACUCUCUGACAUAUCUGCAGCCGAGAAAGCGGAUAUUGGCACUCGUCUUUAUGUCAUGCUUACGGACCCAACUGUGCUUCUCACAUGGACCAAUUUGUUUGAAGAGUCCCUUGAUAUUUGGACUGAUGAUAAUAUUAAGGUGGUCUCCAAGUGGCUGAAUGAUGCAGAUGUUGUUAGAAGCCUUAAUGCCGAACAAAAAGCCUGGGCGACUGCGGCAGCGUUAAAUCCAGCCCGUCUACUGGAACCAAUGGGAAGAACCUUUUCCAAAGCUUGGCUUAUUGAAGAUUUCGGCAUGUACAUGCCAACACUCUUCUGUUUUGGUGUAGUCCAGUCACUGCCGCUUCUGGAGGAAGGCAAAUCUUGGUCUGAUUCCGAAUUGCACUGGCAAGAGGUCAAGGUGGAAGAAAGAAUCAAAAAGGCCGCCGAAUGGGCGGACCACCCGAAAACUGGGCAUUGGUACCGAAGGAUCGGUAGUACUCUUCUUAAUUUCGGGGAGCAUGAAAUAGCGCUGGAGUACUUCAAAACCGCGCUAGACCUUGACUCCAACAUCGUCGAGAGUUGCGGUCGUAUGGGUGUUUGCUAUGCCAUGAGUGGCAAUUUCGAGAAGGCCCUUAAACUUCAUCUCAUGUGCGAGGUUGUCGAACAGAACCACAUGGCCAAGGGCUACUACAAGACGGACCAGGAAAUCAAAAACAGCAAAUGGCGACUCUACAAGAACCAAGCCCAGAUCGCCGAAUGCUACAACCGCAUCGGCCGGGUAGAAAGUGCUAUAGCUUACUGUCGCAAGGCCAUGAAAAACGCUUACAACACUCGCGACUUUGAACCAGAGGCUGCUUAUAUGAGGGUUCUUGUGGGGAACAACCGUGUCACGGAAAUGAUGAGCCUUUUUGACGAGCUUGACAAUCAAUACACCGACAAAGGAAGCUCCAGAUUUGUUUUGUUCCUCCUGAGUCAGAUCCCCGAUCCAUCUAUCCGAGACUGGUUCCCUCAAGCUGCGGCUCGGACAAGGAAGACGGACAUUCUCGCUGAGCGCUAUGCCUAUGCAAUUACGUCGGCGCACGAUUCUCAAGAUUCUCGAAAGGCAUUUUACUUGCGUAACGCUCUUGGAAACGUGUAUAUGGCGGCCCAGCAAUACAACAAUGCCAUCAGCAUUCAGGAAGCCAUCUGUUUCGAUUACAAGGCCAGAGGCAGCCUGGCUGUACGAGUUGAAUAUAUAGCCUCGUUCAAACAACUCGCAAGGGCCUACUAUUUUAAGGCGCUUGAAGCUGACGAGACCCUAAGAUCUGCUGCGGUUGGUCCCUGGAUUAAGAAGCUUGAGGAGCUCAUGCAGCAGCAGCGAAAGUAUCAAGAUCGAGAUGUCCCACUGUAUAUGGCUGGAUUUGAUUUCAACGAAGCAUCGAUAUUCUUGAUUCUCCUAUACCGGUUGCAAAACAAGGAGUCCGAGUCCCGGAAACUGCUGGGAGGUCUUGUGUCUGAAAGUCUGAAACUAUUGGAAGAUGAUGAGCCCCAAAACGACGAGAUUGGCAUUCGCAACCUUCAACGAACCUUGAUUGCGGCGGGCGAUGAGGUCAACGCGCUGGCACUGUGGCAAUCUGUCAGAACACCACCAGCGGCGACAAAUCUCGCUGGCCACUUGAACACCGAGAGGCGUUCUAGCUCUCCUCGAAUUGGUGGUCACUCUCCACGGAGACAAAGUAAGCAGAUCACGCUGCCAAAAGUAUUCUCCGAGGACAGUGGAUUUUCGUGUGAUGACUGCCUCAAACUAUUCAAACCGUCAGACAAGUUCGCAGUGUGUUGGUACUGCAUUGACUCAAAGUUUUGUCUGCCCUGUCUGGCUGCGCUGAAAAGCCAGAACUACACUCAAGCACACACUUCUCCAUGCAAGGCAAGCCAUAAGUGGAUAACAGUGCCGCCUUUGCUAAAAGAUCUUCAGUCUGGAGAGAUUUUAGUAGAUGGGCAGGUUCAACGACUAAACGAGUGGAAGUCGGCAUUGCGGCAGAAGUGGGCGCAAUCAAACACUGCCACAGGGCUUGGGAUUAUCUAG
Colletotrichum truncatum is the source of this 4323-nucleotide messenger RNA. Its product is annotated as nacht and tpr domain protein. Gene Ontology annotation, molecular function: protein binding. Lineage: Eukaryota; Fungi; Ascomycota; Sordariomycetes; Glomerellales; Glomerellaceae. The record is from RefSeq and is a predicted model, not a curated record.